AUGACCACAUUACCACCUAUUCAACCGCGUCCAAUUUUCUGUAAAGCAGCAACAAACAAUGUACAAUCAUCAUCUGUUUUUCUUACUCACUCAUCGGCUCAGCCUUCAACUUUAACUAACACUAAUUUUCAUUCAACGAAUACUGAUUUCACAAACAAUAAUAAUUCUUCUUCACAAGCUCAUCUUCCUUCUUCGGCACCAUUAUCACCAUACGAAGAAUUUUUGAAGCGUCUUCGAGAGUUUCAUCGAUGUCGACAAACAACAUUUCGAUGUUUACCAACCAUCGCUGGACAAGUUGUUGAUUUACAAGCAUUAUACACAAGUGUUGUUACACAUGGUGGGUGGGAUAAAGUAAAUGAUCGACAUUUAUGGUCAUCUGUAGCGAAUAAUUUUGGAGUUGACUCAUCAUGUCUUAAUGGAACACAAGCUUUAAAAAAUAUUUAUAUUCGAUAUUUGUAUGCAUUUGAAAAAAUAAGUAACGGUGAAAAUAUAGAUUCACGUGAUAAUGAUGAUGAAGAUGCUAAACGACGUAAUGUUUCUCAAUUACAACGUGUACCACAAUCAUACAAUCAUGCUCAACAUGCUGUUUCUGAUUCAGUACGUGCUCAAUAUGGUCUUUUUCGUGAUUUUGUUCGUCGAAGUGAAUAUGAAAAAUUAGAAUUAGCAUUGAUGUGUGGCUUUCCAAAUGAAUUAACAUUUACAUUAAAUACUUUAGUAUUACUAUCAUCGACAACAAAUCAUAAUAUAUCAUUUCAUUUGCAUAAAUGUCCACGGUUAUUAGAUAUACUUUUUCGUCAUGUUGGUUUAUUUUUAUCAACUGAUAAUUCCAUUGACGAUCACUUUCUAAAAAUUCUAUAUGAUAAUAUUUGGUCAAAACAUUUAAACUAUCAUAUGGAACAAUUUUGGCUUGAUUCAUGUUCACCAGAAAUUGUUAAACAAUUAUUAAACAUUGAUACUAAUAAAAAUCAUAAAUAUUUAUAUAAUAACUUUAAUUUUAAUUCAAACGUUAAUCAACAACAACAAGAACUUCGUAUUGAACAAAUUUUAAUGAUAAUACGUAAUCUUUCAUUUGAUCGGGCAAACGCUAUUUAUUUACUGGAUACAAUCCAUUCAUCAUCAUCUAUAACGUAUAUUUUUUUAUUAUUAAUUUCAUAUUCUGAGAAAAAGGUUGAAUUACAAAAAUAUGCUUAUGAUAUAUGGAGUAAUUUAGCAUCAUAUAUGCAGUUACGUUUAAUUAGUAAUGAUGAAGGAAGUUUUAUUCGACAAUUAAUAAAUGAUAUGUUAAAUGGAAAUGAAGAUAAUGGACAACAAGACCGUUUGAAAAUUAUUCGUGCACUUGAAAUUAUCGCUAAUUUAGCUCAUGCAGGAAAUGAUAAUGGAAUCUAUUUGAUUGAUUUUAUUAAUAUCAUUAUUGAAAGACUUAUUCAUGUAUCCGAUAUACUUAUUUUAGUGCAUACCCUUGAAUGUUUAUAUCAAUUAUCAGAGUUAGGUGAACAAUUGUGCAAUGCUAUACUUAAAGUGCAAUCAUCGUCAUCGAUAAUUACUACAUUAAUUGAUUUAUUAACAAUUGAAGCGCGAAGUUUUUCAUCACAAACAAUAAAAACAAUCAAAAUUGUUGAAAUUUCAGCAGGUCCAGUACUGCUUCCAUCUUAUCAUCAGCCACCAUUAACACCACAAACAUCAAAUGUAUCACAAUCUGUUGUUGUUAUUUCAUCAAAUCAACAACAACAACAACAGCAACAGCCAACAUAUGCCAUUGAAAAUACGGAAAUUAACAAAAGUUAUUAUAGUAGUAAUAAUAAACUUAUCGUACAGCAAUAUUCAAAACCGAUGACUGUUGCCAAUGUGAUUUCAUCAGGAAACCUUUUAACUGUUGCAACAUCAUCAACACAAAAUGCAUUAUCAUCAUCAACACCAAUCAUAGUCACAAACGCAAAUACACAGACGAAUCAAAUUAUUGAUAAAAAACGAAAACAUGAUUCUAUUUCGGAAACUAUUGCUGCUGUUGUUAAUGGUAGUUUAUCAUCUCCAUUUCAAUCAUCAUCAUCAUCAACAACUCCUCCACCACCAAAACGCUCACGUCCAUCUCGUUCACGUUCUAGUGCAACAAAGGCAGGUGUGACUAUUAUGCCGACAACAUCGUCUCGACUUGUUCCGUCAUCAACAAUCGACGAUGAUACAAGCAGUAUGGAGAGUAAUAGUACAAGUAACAGUAUUCAUUCGACAAUGGCUGAUUUACUUGAUCGAUGUUCAUCCCCACCGUCGGUAACAAGUAAAUUCGAUAGUGAUAUUCGUUCUUGUUUGAAUGAUUUAUGUUAUCGUAUUGCUUUAACUAUGGACGAACCAUUAUCAUCAACAUCAAUAGUUUAUAAUCCGAUACCAUCACCCGUAUUUAAACGUAAAAUUGAAGAACAAUCACCAUCAAAUAAAAACCUAAUUAAUCAUGCUGAAGAACAAACACCGAAAAAAAAGCGUAAUCGACCAUCAACAAAAAAAUCUUCGUCAGAUGUUACAAAUGUAUCAAUGACAAUAACUAAGAAAGAAGAACCAAUCGAACAAGAAAUACCUGAUAUUAAAUUAAAUAUUUCAACAUCAAAUAUAAUUACGCCAUCCAUUACAAGCAAUUCAUCUGAUUAUAUUUGUGCAUGGGAUAACUGUCGAAAAUCUUUUUCUAAUGCAAGAGCUGUUUUUCAUCAUGCAUGCUCGGUUCAUGUUAAAUGUUCAACUGAUUAUGUCUGUUUAUGGUAUGGAUGUGAUCGAAUAAAACGACAAAAAUGGGCUUUAAUUAGUCAUAUUCAAGAACGUCAUUGCUCGGAGGUUGCCUUUCGACAAGCAAAAAUGAAAUCAACUAAUGCUACUUCAUCAACAGUUAUCCAUACAAGUACAAUACCAUCGACGAACUCCGUAAACUACAAUACAUCAGGACCAGGAACUAUUGGAUAUGCACCUGAUGCUGCUUGGCUUGCUGUUCGUCGUCACAUGCAAAUGAAUUCUUUCGAUGAUUUAUCGAUAAAAAGUAAAGAAGGUCCAUUGACAAAAAGUAUUCGACUUACAGCUGCACUUAUUUUACGUAACAUUGCGCGACAUUCAUCCAUUGGAAAACAAAAUCUUCGUCAAUAUGAACAACAUCUUGCAAAUUUAGCUCUUGAACCGUCAGAAGCAUCAAAUAUACUUAGUUCAUGCUUAUUUGAACUUUACAAUUGA
Messenger RNA from Rotaria socialis, 3204 nucleotides. Lineage: Eukaryota; Metazoa; Rotifera; Eurotatoria; Philodinida; Philodinidae. The record is from the annotation of a GenBank genome assembly.